AUGAAGCAAUUGGCUCCACUCCUCGCCGUGAUAAACUUGCUUCUCCUGGUUCAUGGAGAUGACGUAACUUUAUCAUCAGCGGUUGGAGAUCCCGGGAUGAAGAGAGACGGUCUCAGAGUUGCAUUUGAAGCUUGGAACUUCUGCAAUGAGGUUGGUUUCGAAGCUCCUCACAUGGGCAGUCCUCGAGCCGCAGAUUGCUUCGAUGUCUCUACCAAGUGCAGCAAAUCACACAGAAAAUAUCAAUCAAACAUCACAAGAAGUGGUGGUUAUUCCUUGGUGCACAAGGUACCAGAUUCGGAUAACAAGCUAGGGAUCGGAGAUCGUAAACCAGGAAUCAUAUCAGAACCAGCAUUACAAAACCCAGAUCUUUACGCGGUCGAGAAAGAACUCUAUCUAGGUUCCCUCUGUCAAGUCUCAGACGAGCCAAACCCAUGGAGUUUCUGGAUGGUGAUGCUCAAAAACGGAAACUACGACACAAAAUCCGGUCUUUGCCCUCAAAACGGCAAAAAGAUCCCACCUUUUAAUCAACCCGGAGAAUUCCCCUGUUUCGACACAGGCUGUAUGAACCAACCGGUACUGAACCACGGAAAGACCGAGCUCCUUAGUGACGGUCGAACCAUGAAGGGAUGGUUCAAUGGUACGUACGAGCUUGAAGCAGAUGUGGGAAAUGGAAUCGAUGGGAUAAGUUAUUACGAGGUUGUGUGGGAGAAGAGAGUCGGUGACAUUGGUGGUUGGGUGUUUAAACACAAGCUUAAGACUUCACAAAAGUAUCCAUGGCUUAUGCUUUACCUUAGAGCUGACGCAACUAAAGGAUUCUCUGGUGGAUACCAUUAUGACACUAGAGGAAUGCUCAAAACACUCCCGGAGUCACCAAACUUCAAAGUGAGACUAACCCUAAAUAUAAAACAAGGAGGAGGACCGAAGAGUCAAUUUUACUUGCUUGACAUCGGAAGCUGCUGGAAAAACAACGGCGAUCCCUGCGACGGUGACGUAACCACCGACGUAACUCGUUACUCGGAGAUGAUCAUAAACCCAGAAACCCCCCUUUGGUGCAACCCAAAGUCUCUCAACAAUUGUCCACCGUACCACACGUUUCGAAACGGCACGAGAGUCCACCGUACGGACAGUCGGAGAUUCCCUUACGGGGCUUACCACGUUUACUGUGCGCCUGGAAACGCCGAGCACCUCGAGCCUCCGGUGGGGACUUGCGAUGCUUUUAGUAACCCACAGGCUCAGGAGAUUCUUCAGCUUUUGCCUCACCCGGUUUGGGGUGAGUAUGGAUACCCGACCCGGAUGGGUGAUGGUUGGGUGGGUGACCCGAGAACUUGGGAGCUUGAUGUUGGUGCUUUGUCUAGUAGCCUUUACUUCUACCAGGAUCCCGGUACGGCUCCGGCGAGGAGGAUAUGGACAUCGGUGGAUGUGGGUACGGAGAUUUAUAAAGAUGAAGCAGUUGCAGAAUGGCAUCUUUCUGAUUUCGAUGUUCUUAUUACUUGA
Messenger RNA from Thlaspi arvense, 1494 nucleotides. NCBI's taxonomy places the organism in Eukaryota, Viridiplantae, Streptophyta, Magnoliopsida, Brassicales, Brassicaceae. The record is from the annotation of a GenBank genome assembly.